Molecule: messenger RNA, 9929 nt
Organism: Polyodon spathula (Mississippi paddlefish)
Lineage: Eukaryota; Metazoa; Chordata; Actinopteri; Acipenseriformes; Polyodontidae
Product: neurogenic locus notch homolog protein 2-like
Exons: 34
Coding region: 447-7769 (2440 amino acids)
Biological process (GO): Notch signaling pathway; multicellular organism development; regulation of developmental process
Cellular component (GO): membrane
Molecular function (GO): protein binding; calcium ion binding
Source: RefSeq, a predicted model, not a curated record
UCGUAGAAGUUUGAGAAGUUACAAUGGAAAUACCUCCGCCAGCGAGGCGAAAGAGACAAGAGUGUGUAAUCUGUUUUAAAAUAGUCCUUGAAAUGCGCUCAAACCUGCGCUUCUUUUUCCCGACACCCGGUGAGUGGUAAAGCUCACGCUGGGUAAUCUGUGGUAUUUUUACGGUGGUUAUGUUUCUUAGUUUGAGGAGUUCGUUCCUGACUAGACGGCACACAGACCACUCCUUUGCGGAAGCACACACACUACUCCGCUCAGACAGACGGGGGAACUUUUUCAGCGCUGCUGAGAAGUGCGCUUUCUUUAGGUGCUGAAACACGAUUUUUUUCGUUUUUGUAAACUUGGACUCGGCAUUUGCGGACUUCGGUAAAGUUACCUGUUGACCAGAGGAUUUAUAAAAGAAGGGUCGUUAUCUCUAUGACGAGGAUUUCAAAGAGGAGAUGGGGAUACCCAGGCGCGAUGUCGGGCAGAUUUUACUAAUUCUGAGCUGGGUCUGCGUCUCGGAGGCUCUGCAAUGUCGAGGAGUGAAGGAGCCCUGUAUCAAUGAUGGGAAAUGCAUUCCCUUCAACAACGGCACUGGAUACUGCAAGUGUGCUGCAGGUUACCUGGGGGAGUACUGCCAGCACAAGGAUACUUGCCUGCCUGAUACGUGCAGAAACAGGGGCAACUGCACAGCAAUGGUGUCAGGGGGCGUGGUCCGUACGGCCUGCACCUGCCCCCUGGGUUUCUCCGGGACCAUCUGUGAGACCCCCCAGCCCACAGCCUGCUACCCGCAUAACCCCUGCCACCACCAGGGCACCUGCCGUCUCCUGGCCCUGGACAGAUGGGAGUGUGUGUGUCCGCGUGGCUGGACAGGUAAGAGCUGCCAGCAUGUGGACUCCUGUGCCUCUCAGCCCUGCCAGCACGGAGGCAAUUGCUCCGCCCUGCCGAGGGAGCGCUUCACCUGCAGCUGCCUCCCCGGCUAUACCGGGCUUACCUGCCAGACGGACAUCGACGAGUGUGCAGCCAGGCCGGCAGUGUGCCAGAACAAUGGGCAGUGUGUGAACAUGCCAGGGAGCGCCCGCUGCGAAUGCCGGCCGGGCUUCAGCGGGAAGCACUGUGAGAGUGUCUAUGUGCCCUGCGCACCCUCCCCCUGCCUCAACGGGGGCACCUGCCGGCCCACCAGCGACGUCUCCUACGAGUGCAACUGCCUGCCAGGUUUCAAUGGGACGGACUGUGAAAGGAACAUUGAUGACUGCCCGCAGCACCGUUGCCAGAAUGGGGGGACCUGCGUGGACGGAGUGAACACCUACAACUGCCAGUGUCCCCCGGAGUGGACAGGUCAGUUCUGCACAGAGGAUGUGGACGAGUGCAGGCUGCAGCCCAACGCCUGUCAGAAUGGAGGGACCUGCAGCAACCGGCAAGGCAGCUACAGCUGUGUCUGCGUCAACGGCUGGAGUGGCGACGACUGCAGCAAGAACAUCGAUGACUGCGCCACUGCAGCCUGUGCAGCGGGGUCCACAUGCAUCGACCGCGUGGCAUCCUUCGUCUGCAACUGCCCCGUGGGCAAAACAGGUCUCCUGUGCCACGUGGCAGAUGCUUGUAUUAGCAACCCCUGCCAGGAGGAGUCGAUGUGUGACACCAACCCCCUAAACGGGCAGUACAUCUGCACCUGCCCCUCAGGGUUCAAAGGAGCCGCCUGCACAGAGGACAUCGAUGAAUGCACCAUGAACUCGAACCCGUGUGAGCACGGCGGGCGCUGUGUGAACACAGAUGGCUCAUUCCGCUGCGACUGUGCGCUCGGCUACACCGGGCCGCGCUGCGAGGCUGACGUCAAUGAGUGCAUCUCCAUGCCCUGUCAGAACGACGCCACCUGCCUGGACCAGAUCGGAGAGUUCACCUGCAUCUGUAUGCCAGGGUUCAUCGGGCUGCACUGUGAGGAGAACAUCGACGAGUGCCAGAGUAACCCGUGCCUGAACAGCGGCAGGUGCACCGACCAGAUCAACAGGUUCAUGUGUGACUGCCCGCCAGGCUUCAGUGGUGUGGUGUGCCAGGUGGACAUCGAUGAGUGUGCGAGCACGCCGUGCCACAACGGAGCCAAGUGCAUCGAUCGACCCAACGGCUACGAGUGUGACUGCGCAGAGGGGUUCACUGGCUUGCUGUGUGAGGGGAACAUCGAUGACUGUGAUCCGGAGCCCUGCCACCACGGGCACUGCCAGGAUGGCAUUGCCACCUACACGUGUGUGUGUGACCCGGGCUACGUGGGACCCAUCUGCAGUGAGCAGGUCAACGAGUGCCAGAGCAGCCCCUGCCAGAACGAGGGCCGCUGCAUCGACCUGGUCAACAAGUACCAGUGCAACUGCCUGCCAGGCACCUCCGGUGACAACUGUGAGAAUAACUUUGAUGAGUGUGCGAGCAGCCCCUGUGAAUAUGGGAUCUGCAAGGAUGGACUGAACCGAUACGACUGCGUCUGCACUCCGGGAUACACAGGCCCAAUGUGCAACAUCGACAUCAACGAGUGCGCCUCGAACCCGUGUCACAACGGCGGCACGUGCUUGAAUGAGCUCAACAGCUUCCGCUGCCUGUGUCCCGAGGGUUACCGGGACCCCAUCUGCUACUCCGAGGUGGACGAGUGCAUCAGCAGCCCCUGUGUCCAUGGCAGCUGCAUGGACGACGUCAAUGGGUACAGGUGUGAGUGUGAACCUGGCUGGGCAGGGAUGGACUGCGAGCUGGAUCGCAAUGAAUGUGAAUCGAACCCGUGUGUCAAUGGAGGAACCUGCACUGACCUCACCAACGGCUACAGCUGCACCUGCAGGAAGGGCUUCAAAGGGUCUAACUGUGAGAUUAAUAUCAACGAGUGCGCCUCGAACCCGUGCUUGUACCAGGGGACCUGCAUCGAUGGAGUCAGCAGCUACACCUGCCAUUGCUCACUGCCUUACACAGGUGUGAACUGUGAAAUCAUCCUUGCUCCCUGUGACCCCGAUCCCUGCACCAACUCUGGGAUCUGCCAGGCAUCUGCUGACUACUCGAGCUACUCCUGCCUGUGUGCCCCCGGCUGGCAAGGUCAGCGAUGUUCACAAGACAUCAACGAAUGUGUCACCAACCCCUGUAAGAAUGGCGCUGUGUGCCAGAACAGCCAGGGCAGCUACCUGUGCCAAUGCCGACCUGGGUACACCGGGACCAACUGCGAGACCAACAUCGAUGACUGCACGCCAAAUCCGUGCCAGAAUGGGGGCUCCUGUGUGGACGGCGUUAACUCGUUCUCGUGCUCCUGCCUGCCGGGGUUCCACGAGGCCCACUGCCAGACAGAGGUGAACGAGUGCGACAGCCACCCCUGUCUGAACGGAGCCACCUGCAACGACUAUGUGAACAGCUACGCCUGCCAGUGCGCCCCGGGCUUCAACGGCAUCCACUGUGAGACCAACAUCCUGGAGUGCACAGACAGCUCCUGUCUCAAUAAUGGCACCUGUGUGGACGGGAUCAACAUGUUCAGUUGCCGCUGCCGGCCAGGCUUCGUGGGCACGGUGUGCCAGUACGAGAUCAACGAGUGCGACUCCCAGCCCUGUCAGAACGGCGGCACCUGUAUGGACAGGCUGGGCACCUAUCGCUGCUCCUGCCCUGCGGGCUACAUUGGCAACAACUGCCAGACCUUGGUCAACCUGUGCGUCACGUCCUUGUGUAACAACGGGGGCACCUGUGUGCAGGUGGGGCAGUCCCUGCGGUGCGAGUGUCCCGGUGACUGGACUGGCAUGUACUGUGAUGUGCCCAUGGUCUCCUGCAGAGUGGCUGCUUUUCGCAAAUGUGUCAGCGUUGAUCAGGUGUGCCAACACUCUGGAACAUGCAUCAAUACGGGCAACACCCACCAGUGCCAGUGCCAGGCGGGCUACACCGGCAGCUACUGUGAGCUGGACGUGGACGAGUGCGCCUCGAACCCCUGCCGCCAUGCCGCUCGCUGCCAGGAUCUGCAGGGAGGCUACCUGUGCCAGUGCCUAGCUGGGUACCAGGGGGUGAGCUGUGAGUACGAAGUGGACGAGUGCCAGUCCCAGCCCUGCAGGAACGGAGGCACGUGCUUCGACCUGGUGAACCGAUUCAGCUGCUCCUGCCCUCCCGGGACACACGGGCUGCAGUGUGAGAUCAACAAUGAUGACUGUGCUCCAGAUGCCCAUCCCAGCGGGGGGCCACGCUGCUUCAAUGGAGGGCAGUGCAUCGAUGGCAUUGGGGGCUACACCUGCAGCUGCCCCCCUGGCUUUGCUGGCCAGCACUGUGAGGGCGAUGUCAACGAGUGUCUGUCCAGCCCCUGUGACCCCAAGGGCAGCCUUGACUGCGUCCAGAAAACCAACAACUACACAUGCAAGUGCCGGCACGGCUUCACAGGGCGUCACUGUGAGACUGUCGUGGACCUGUGCCAGCUGAACCCGUGUCAGAACAGUGGGGCGUGUUCUGUUGACCUCAACUCUCCACUUGGCUACGUCUGCCACUGCCGCUUGGGCUUUGUUGGGAAUAACUGUGAGUAUAACCGAUGUGGGCAGAUCCGCUGCCAGAACAAGCAGGUUUGUGUGGAGACCUCGUCAGGUCCACUGUGCCGCUGCCCGGAGGGACCCGAGGGAGCUCGAUGUGAGAAUGUGGGCUGUGCCAACCGACCCUGCAGGAACGGAGCCACCUGCCUAGCCCAGCCCCAGCCGCCCUACUACCAGUGCCAGUGCCCGGAGCACUUCGACGGGCGCGACUGUGACAUCUACUCCCCCCCAUCUCCCCGGGUACCCAGAACAGACUGCCAGAUCCCACAGUGCGCCCACAAGGCUGGCGAUGACGUCUGCGACAUGCAGUGCAACACCCACGAGUGCGGCUGGGACAGCGGGGACUGCUCCCUGCACUUCCCCUCCCCCUGGAAGCUGUGCCCCCCCGAGCUGCGCUGCUGGGAGCUGUUCAACAACGACAUGUGUAACGAGCAGUGCAACACUGCAGAGUGCUUCUUCGACAGCUACGAGUGCCAGAGCAGAGGCAGGACCUGCAAGUAUCAGGAUUACUGCAUCAAUCACUACGCUGACAGGCACUGUGACCAGGGCUGCAACACAGAGGAAUGUGGCUGGGACGGACUGGACUGCUCGGAGGACGCGCCCCAGCGGCUGGAGGCCACACUGGUCAUUGUGGUGCUGCUGCAGCCGGAGGAGCUUCUGGAGGAGCUGCCCCACUUCCUGCACACGCUGGGCAUGCUGCUCCAUACAAACCUGCGUCUCAAGCUGGACCCCCAGCACAGGCCCAUGCUGUACCCCUACUACGGCAGGGAGGACGAGGAUCGCACCCACGACAUGAGCAGGGGCCGGCGCUCCCUGGAGCUGGAGAGGGAGGUCGUGGGUUCUAAGGUGUACCUGGAGAUUGAUAACCGCCAGUGUGUUCACAAUUCCAAUGACUGUUUUUCCACAACGGACCAGGCUGCUGCGUUCAUAGCUGCUCAGUCAGCCAAGGGCAGCCUCCCUCUCCCAGUCAUCUCCGUCUGGAGCCAGCCGGAGGAGGAUGACAUUCAGAAGCACCACCUGUACCUGCUGACCCUGGUGGGGGCUGUAAUCCUGGGGCUCCUGGUCCUGGGCGUGGUCGUGGUGAAGAGCAAGCGCAAGCAUGGCACGCUCUGGGUCCCUGAGGGGUUCCUGCCCAAGAAGGACCGCAAGCGCCGGGAGCCUGUGGGCCAGGAUGAUCUCGGAAUGAAGAACCUGGUGACACCACAAGAUGAAGAGAGCAUGAUGUAUGCCAAUCAGAACGAGCGCUGGCUUGAUGACCGGCCUGAAGCCAAAAAGAAAAAGACUGAGGACCAGGCCCUCCUCCCUGAAGGCGAGGGGACGGUCGACCGCCGGCAAUGGACGCUUCAGCACCUGGAGGCGGCCGAUAUCCGCAUGAACCCCUCGCUGGCACUGACUCCCCCGCAGGCCCAGCAGGAGCUGGACUGCAUGGACGUCAAUGUCAGGGGACCAGAUGGCUUCACCCCUUUGAUGCUGGCAUCCUUGCGAGUGGGUGGUCCCGAUGUGUCAGAGGAGGAGGAGGAGGAGGAGGACGACUCUGCUGCCAAUGUAAUCACAGACCUGAUCUGCCAGGGAGCCACCCUGGUGGCGCAGACGGACCGCACCGGCGAGACCGCGCUCCACCUGGCAGCCCGCUACGCUCGGGCCGACGCUGCCAAGCGCCUGCUGGACUCCGGAGCAGACGGCAAUGCCAAAGACAACACAGGCCGCUCGCCACUGCAUUGCGCUGUGGCAGCCGACGCACAAGGAGUCUUCCAGAUUCUCAUCCGUAAUCGAGCCACAGACCUGGAUGCCCGUAUGAACGAUGGCACCACCCCGCUGAUCCUUGCCGCUCGCCUCGCGGUGGAGGGCAUGGUGGAAGAGCUCAUCAACUGCCACGCUGAUGUCAACGCUGUGGAUGAUCACGGAAAGUCGUCUCUGCACUGGGCCGCAGCUGUCAACAAUGUCGAAGCCACGCUGGUGCUGCUGAAGAACGGAGCCAACCGCGACAUGCAGGACAACAAGGAGGAGACCCCUCUCUUUCUCGCCGCGCGGGAGGGCAGCUUCCAGGUAGCUCAAGUGCUGCUGGAUCACUUCUCCAACCGGGACAUCACAGACCACAUGGACCGGCUGCCCCGGGACAUUGCGCAGGAGCGCAUGCAUCACGACAUUGUGCAGCUGCUGGACGAGUACAACGUGGUGCGCAGUCCUCACGGGGCGGGGGGACACAUGGUGGGCGUCAUGUGUGGCCCCAACGGCUCCUUCCUCAGCCUGCGCCAAGCCCCUCAGGGGAAGAAGGCAAGACGCGUCAACACCAAGACCCCAGGCAGCAACCCCAACCUGGGCAAGGACCUGAAAGAAGUCAAGGGCCGUCGACGGAAGAAAUCUCUGGGAGAGAACAAGGGCCACCUGUCGGAGAGCUCGGUUACCCUGUCCCCCGUCGACUCCCUUGAAUCUCCCCACGCCUACAUCUCAGACAACAGCUCCCACUCACACCUGACAGCACCAGGGGCGCAGCAGCAUCCGCAGCACACCCUCUCCCUCGCUAGCAUGAGCCACGGCUCCAGCACCAUCCUGCCCCCUGUCAGCCACAUGCUGUCCCAGCACGGCCUGGGUAUAGGGAGGGCGGGCCAGCACAGCCCCUCAGAGUGGAUGGGGCUGCCCAGCUCGGGCUACGGCCACAUGUUCGGGGUCCUCCACCAUCACCAAGCCGCGGGCUGUCACCCCAGCAUGCACCAGCAGGGCAUGGUGGCGCCCAUGAACGUCACCAUGGCGAGGGAGCAGCUGCCGUCCGUAGUCUCCUUUCAAAUGAUGCCAAACUCAGCCAGCCAGCAGCUUGUGAAUCAGCAGCAGCAGCACAGACCCUCUCCACAUGCUCAAAACCACUGCGCACAGAACAUGGGCGGCUCCCUGUAUCAGGGCUCUGACAUGGGCCACCCCGCUGCCCAGAUGCCCAACAACCUGAUGCCCCAUCAAGAUGGCCAGAGGGCAGAAGCGCUCCCUCAAUACCAACCUCUUCAGAGCUCUGUGGAUAAAUACCCCACCCCCCCAUCGCAGCAUAGCUACCCCUCCACCUCGGAGAACACGCCCGGUCACGGCAAGCAGGGCCCAAGCGAGCACCCCUACCUCACCCCCUCGCCAGAUUCCCCAGACCAAUGGUCCAGCUCCUCCCCCCACUCUGCCUCCGACUGGUCCGACGUCACCACCAGCCCCACCUCCAUGAGCCAGCUGCAGCCCAGCGGCGCCCACAUUGCCGAGCAGCAGAGGAGCAGCAUGCAGGCGUUUGCAUGAAGGAGACUCACACUUUAUAAGCAAAUGAAGGCUGGGAGAGGAAGAAGAAGAAAUUAACAAAGAGAUCCAAAGGCUUGUGUGAAGCGAGCUGCAUCUGCUUCCAGACAUGCUCUCUAGUCUUAAUCAGCUGGUUUGAACUUCAGCGUGCGAGUUGCUUUUGUUUCUUCUGAAGGAUGUUUUCUGAUGUCAAAUUCACCGUCUGCAUUUCUCUUAUAAAUGGAACAGCUAGCUGGUAUUUUUUAUAACAUAUAGAUUUCAAGAUUGGGGAUGUUCUUAAUAAUAAUAAUAAUAAUAAUAAUAAUAAUAAUAAUAAUAAUAAUAAUAAUAAUAAUAAUAAUAAUAUCAGUGAGUAUUGCACUUGCUGUAUAACCAGCCCAUCAGCAGCAGUGUGUAUUAGAAAGGUUUAUCCUGGCUACACACCACAGGAACCAUUCUUGGUUCAUAUAGACUCCUUUGCAGCUAAAGAAUAAAAAGUUCUAUUUCAGCCUUAUCUAAAAUAAUAAUUUCUAAUUAACUUUUAAAAUGUGGCAAACGUAUGAUUGGUUUUGUAACCCCUGGAGACCACACUACAUUGACCCAGAGCACACAGUCCAGUCCCUCUCUGGAGGGAUUCCAGGCCAGGACAGCCAAGGGGGGCUCCUCCAAGGACACAGGACAGCCAAGGUGUUUCACACACAAGCUGUUUGUUUCCAGGAUUUCAGGGUGUGGUGGGGUGUGAUGAACAGUUGCUGGGAUGAAACAUGUUUCCUUCUUUGUUUUGUUGCCUUCAUGAAGAAACACAGUUAAAAUGUUGGAAGAGCCAAGUAAAUAAAAAAGACUCGAUCACAAGAACACAGACUUUGCAGAAACACUUUUAAGGGUUUCGUGUCUCUUGCUCUGGUACUUACGAUGGAAAUGUUUGCUAUAUUUUUCAUACAUGUUUUUCUAUAUUGUUUUCUUUCAAUGUAAAUGGUUCCAAAGUUUUAUUUUAGAUCAUUUAGAAUGAAACAAUGUCACUUUGAAUGAUUUGCACUGUGAUUAGUGUGAUAGCCCUUUUUAAGCUGUAUAAGAAGAAUCUUUUUCAUGCCAAAUCACUAGAACCCUUGCAUACUGAGGUGCAGGCAUGAGGCUUUCAAGAAAGAAAACUAAACACAAAGGUUCAAAUCACUUUAUUUAGCAGGUCUUUCAUUGCUGACAGCCAAAAUGCAAAUGAAAGUGCAGUACUGAAGUCACGUGACGCUGCAUCCCAUUGUCUCGGCAGUACUGAAGUCACGUGACGCUGCAUCCCACUGUCUCGGCAGUACUGAAGUCACGUGACGCUGCAUCCCACUGUCUCGGCAGUACUGAAGUCACGUGACGCUGCAUCCCAUUGUCUCGGCAGUACAGAAGUCACGGGACGCUGCAUCUCAUUGUCUCGGCAGUACUGAGGUCAUGUGACGCUGCAUCUCAUUGUCUCGGCAGUACCAGCAGUGAAGGAGGAGUCUUAGAAGACAUUUAGACAAUCAUUACUAUGCACUUAUUGUGUGCAAGUUGCAGGAACAGCAGUUCUGUCUUGUGUGUCCCUGUGCAUUGUUGCCAUUCCACAGGAAGUAGUAGCAAGAGUCCAGUGCCUGUACAGUCCCACUCAGCCCCUCGAGGAAGAACAAUGCGCCAAGCUGGCAGGGGCUUCUUCUGAAGGGUAUUCAUUCAUUCCUUGGUAUUGUUAGAAUCCAAAAAAUGCUUUGUUUGGAAUGCUGGUAUUGUAAUUAAAGUUUAAAAAUGAAACAGCUUUCACUGAAUCCAUACUUGGAAUGUUACUCCACAGAAAGGGUUUGAAUUGAAACGCUGAACUGGAACAUAUUACCAGUGACAUGCUUUUCAGUGAUUAGCUCAUUAAAAGGCAAAGCCAUGCGUCAAAUCUGUGGCCCACAUCACAAUGCAUGAGUUCAUGAAGAAGGGUUUAGACAAGAGUUUUUGACGAAUACAUGAAGUUUCAUUUUCACAAAAGUUCUUUUUUUUUGGUAUCCUUAAUAGCAGCUGCGCAUACAACACAGUUUAUUAUGUGAAUUGAAACCCUGAGCUCUUCGGGUUAUGUGUUAGGAUGGGUUGAAAUGGGGAUUACAGCUCAGCACUGCGGCGAGAGGCGCUGGAGACGCAGUGAUUUUCACAAGGACACUGAAAUCUCUUCCAAUGUGGGGGGGU